Trichosurus vulpecula (common brushtail) is the source of this 2656-nucleotide messenger RNA. RefSeq names its product LTO1 maturation factor of ABCE1 (gene LTO1). Bases 83 to 496 code for a protein of 137 amino acids. NCBI's taxonomy places the organism in Eukaryota, Metazoa, Chordata, Mammalia, Diprotodontia, Phalangeridae. The transcript is spliced from 5 exons. The record is from RefSeq and is a predicted model, not a curated record.
UCUGUUCCGGCGGCCUUUGCGCGGCCGGCCAGGCUUGAGAGGGGAGGAGGCGACCGCGGGCCGACUGGAACCGAACCGGGCCAUGGACCGGCCCCCGGAUCUCUUCGACGCCAUCGUGAUGGCGGAGGAGAGAUAUCAUGGCGAAGGCUAUCAGGAAGGUUACGCCGAAGGCAGCUGUCUGGGUCUGACCGAGGGGAGACGAUAUGGAGUGUCCCAUGGCGCGAACAUUGGCUCUGAGAUUGGGUGUUACCAAGGUUUUGCAUUUACAUGGAAAUGUCUGCUUUCUGAGUGCUCGACGGAGAAAGACAGUAAGAAGAGAAGGAUGCUAGACUCUCUCCUAGGGUUGAUGCAGAAAUUUCCUUAUGCCGACGCCACCUAUGCCCAACUUCACGAAGAUUUGGACAGAAUUAGAGGGAAGUUUAAACAGGUUUGCUCUUUGCUAAGCGUCCAACCCAACUUCAGAGUCGGUCCCGCAGGCUCUGCACUUUCAUUUUGAGCAUGACAGGAAGACAGAGGCAACGUUAAGGAACAGCUAUCUGUAUAGUGUUUAAAAAUGAGAUUAAAGUCCAGGCAGUGACCGGGCGUUUGUGUCCCAAAGCGAGGGUCACAGUCUCACCACUAAAAGACUUCCAUUGGUGGUUCUUCCUUUGUGUCUUCUCCAUACAAGCUCCUUUGAAAAGUCGUGGUCUCUGUAACCCUCUGCGAGGGGAGAGAUGGGAGGACCAUGCAGAUGGGGGGACGGUUGCUCUGGACUUGGCCAGAGAAAUGGUCAGAGGAUUGAGAACGGAGAUGGAAAUGAGCAAGUAGAGGCCUCCCAUCGCAGCCACAGUGCAAGAUCUGGAAUUCCAGUCAUUUAUUCUGAACAGCGCCAAGCACCAAUCCUUCUCUCCUUUGGCCAGUGUUGCUUCAUUGAACCUGAGCAGGGCUGGCUAAUUCUGACCUUGACGGGCGUCCCUGCAGAGAAGACUUGGGAGCGAAACAAGGAAAAAGCAUCUGACUUCAAGUCAUCCUAGAAAAGACUUCAUAAACUAUCCUUCGUUUCUCUUAAAUUAGCCAUUCAUUUGAAGAUGUCCAGAGAUGAGGAAAUAUAUUUAACCAGGAUUAAAUAUUGUGCCAGGAAACGUGUGUGGUUCUCAGGGUCAGCCUGGCAAGGUGGAGAGCAGGCACUUAAUGGCUUUCCUGGCAGGUAGCUAGUGACCUUGGACAAAUCAUGCCCCCUUUCAGGCCUCGGUUUCCUCAUCUGUUAUCUAGGGAGAUGACACCAGAUUCUUUCCAAGGUCUCUUUCAGUCCCAGCAGCCUUUGCUUCUCUGAUUAGCGGGAUGAAUGUUUCUUGAGUGAUUAUGUGGCUUCUCUCGGUCCUGGAAGCCAGGCAGGGAGGGACUGGGUUUGAGGCCCACUUCUGACCCUGGGGCCAGGCACACUGACAGCCAGGUUCCCUAGCACCAGAGAAAUCACAGCUCUCAGGCCUUAAAAAUUCUUAGACACUGAAUAUGAAAACAUGGCUUUUAGAUGAGCUCACGUGGGCAGAGGUAGCCAAGGGACAUUUCCUUCUCCACAUUUCGCCUAAAGCAGGAGACCUUCCUGACAGAUGGUGCCAUCAAAAGUGGGCUAGGCCACCCUUGAGAGACCCUGGUGUGUCUAUGGAGGGCAUGUAGGUGGGGGGUUGGGGCAAUCCUGUCCAGGUGUGCCUCUGAUGGCUCUUAUGUUUUGGGGUCUAUGAUUUUAAAAACAUCUUCCUACCCAGCAGUAAAAAAGACCAUGGAAGGCAGAACAUUGAAGUCAGGGGCCCUUUGCAUAAUAGAUUUCUUUUGUGCCUCUGUGGCACAGGUGAAGUCAGAAUUCAGCCUGACCCCAAGGCUGUUACCCAGAUGACCCAGGUUGGCUUUUCCCAGAGAAGGUCGUGCUAAAGCCCCACCUUUCCACCCCCACUUGCUCCCCACCUCAUUUCAGGCUCCUCCUCUGAUGUCCUGGCACCCCAUGUUCCUACAGCCAGACUGGCAGAAAAAAAAAAACCCUUGGGAAGGGAGAGAGUCCCUACAAAUAAGACAGGGGCAGGUGAAUUUGGAGAGUCUUAUGCACAGAUGGAUUUGUUUAUCACCACUUUGAUACUCUUCGGGCAGUAACGUUGAAUUUUGGUUAAAUUCCAAUAUUUAGAAAUGGCAGGAACCCUUCCCUGCCUUGCCUGAUAUGCCUGAAGGUCUGGAUUUAAGUGACAUAGCAGUAGGAAGUAGAAUUUUGAGACAUCAGGCCUGGUGCAUUAAAGAGAAAGAGUUGAGAGGACAGAGCACUUAACUGGCCUAGAUUCUUGAAGGCCACUCGGAAACAUGUUAGGUCAGUAUUUAGUUUCAACUUCCAGAUGAGGGGCGUUUGCUAUUUUCCUUUCCUAGGAUAGCUUGGGGUAUCAGGGAUUCUCCACACCAAUGUUAGAUUCUAGGAAAGUUUCCUCUGAAAGAAAGUUUUGGUAAUUUUGAGACCUGGAAAAAAUCACAAGCCACUUCCCCUACAUUGAGGUCCCAGGGAAAACCAGCCCCUUGUGGCCUCUGGAGGAAGAACCAGGACAUUAGGGAAAGUGUUGGGUGACAGCCAUAAGCCAUCUUUACAAGCUUGUUCAGCUUGACAGUCUCCUGAAAAUAAACGAUUUUGUGUUGUCCUGAU